AUGGCAUUAGCUAAUGUACUUGGUUUUAAUUCUAAUGAUACAUUCAAUCGUUCACUUCAAUGUGAAAAAACAGAUGAUAAUAUUGAUGAAUUUUGUCCAAAAUUAAAUAUAGAUAAUAUUUCAAAAUUUAUUACUUUACCACCAUAUGCUGAUCCUGCGAAGUACUUAAAUAUGGUCAAUGAAAAUGUUGAUCGAGUUAAAAUAAAAUUUCUUAAAGGUACAACAACAUUAGCAUUUAAAUUUCGUAAUGGAGUUAUAGUAGCUGUUGAUAGUCGUGCAACAGCCGGUGGAUUUAUUGCAUCCGGAGAAGUAAAAAAAGUUAUUGAAAUUAAUCCAUAUUUAUUGGGUACAAUGGCUGGUGGUGCUGCUGAUUGUGCCUUUUGGGAACGUGUACUUGCUCGACAUUGUCGUAUAUAUGAGCUACGUAAUAAAGAAAAAAUAUCUGUUGCAGCUGCAUCAAAAAUUCUUGCUAAUAUGAUCUUUGAAUAUCGUGGAAUGGGUUUAUCAAUGGGUACAAUGAUUAUUGGUUGGGAUAAACGAGGCCCUGGUUUAUAUAUGGUAUCAGAUGAUGGUGAACGUAUUAGUGAUAAUUUAUUCUCAGUUGGUAGUGGAUCAAUUUAUGCAUAUAGCAUUCUUGAUGCCGGUUAUAAGUAA
Messenger RNA from Rotaria sp. Silwood2, 654 nucleotides. Lineage: Eukaryota; Metazoa; Rotifera; Eurotatoria; Philodinida; Philodinidae. The record is from the annotation of a GenBank genome assembly.